Messenger RNA from Phalacrocorax carbo (great cormorant), 3421 nucleotides. The record is from RefSeq and is a predicted model, not a curated record. Lineage: Eukaryota; Metazoa; Chordata; Aves; Suliformes; Phalacrocoracidae.
UUGGGUGAGGGUUGAUGUUUUACGAAGGCGGGAAGGCCGCGCAGUUCGCGUUGGUGGGGCGUGAGCCCGCCGGGCCGCCGUCCGAGCUCCGCCCCCUCGCGCGGCGCGGGCGGGGCGCGGGGCGCUCGCUGGCGGGGAGGGGCGGCCGCCAUUUUGGUGUCGCUGCCUGGGCUCGGAGCGGCGCGCAGGAGCCUCACGCGGCGGCGGCGGCGGCUUCUUCGGGCGCUGAGGAGAUGGAUUCCGGAGCCCGCCCGGGCGGCGGCGGCGGCGGCGCUCCGGGGCAGUCCCGCGAGUACAAGCUAGUGAUGCUGGGCGCCGGUGGCGUCGGCAAGAGCGCCAUGACCAUGCAGUUCAUCAGUCACCGGUUUCCUGAGGAUCAUGAUCCCACAAUUGAGGAUGCUUAUAAAAUACGAAUACGCAUUGAUGAUGAACCUGCAAAUCUGGAUAUCUUGGACACAGCAGGACAGGCAGAGUUUACGGCCAUGAGGGACCAGUACAUGAGGGCUGGCGAGGGAUUUAUCAUCUGUUAUUCAAUCACAGACCGGCGUAGUUUCCAUGAAGUGCGUGAGUUCAAACAGCUAAUCUAUCGUGUUCGACGCACCGAUGACACUCCUGUGGUCCUGGUGGGAAAUAAAUCUGAUCUGACGCAGCUACGGCAGGUCUCCAAAGAAGAAGGCUCUGCUUUAGCACGAGAAUUCAACUGCCCGUUUUUUGAAACUUCAGCUGCGUACCGUUACUAUAUUGAUGACGUCUUUCAUGCUCUUGUGCGAGAAAUCCGCAGGAAAGAGAAAGAAGCAGUAAUGGCGAUGGAAAAAAAAUCAAAACCUAAAAGCAGUGUAUGGAAAAGACUGAAGUCACCGUUUAGAAGGAAGAAGGAUUCAGUCACUUGAACAGAGAGAAUUCCUCUGCAAAAUAAAACGAAACCUGUGAGCAGCCAUUUGUAACCAAAGCGGUUUAGUGACAACAUUUUGACAGCAUGUUUUAAACCCGGUGGGAGUUUUAUGCGGGAAUGCAUAACUUCUACCAAUUAUUUUUGUUUAGGAUGAUAUUCUCUUAAUUUUGGGUAUUUAACUCAAGACACAAUAACAGUUGUACUUCUGUUUGUUGUAAUUUUUUUUACUGGAUCUGGCAAAUGUUGCUUGUAUUUCGUUGGUUACAAAUGCUGAUAGGUUUAUGUCCCUGCACUUUUGAAUAUUUGUCUUCGGUCACUGUGUACUGGAAGCUGAAUUGUGUAAAAUAUUGCUGAAGUUCUACCCAGCCUAACUUAAUUAAUUUUUUUCCUACUCGUUUGCACAAGAAGAUUUUGCUGCUCUCCGUAACAGUAACCUACAUCGCGAGAGGUGGCUUGUCGAGGUCGUGCUGAAAAGUAGUUUACAAAGCGUAUGUCAUGACUAGAGCAGCCUUGACUGCGUAUCGAUGUCAUUGAACGCAGCUGUGCUAGAGUUCUUGUGUUCUCAUUGAAUACAUUUUUUUCCAGCAGAAGUAAUGUGGAAUACUUGUACGAGUUUAUCUUAAUUACCAGUUAAUCAGCAGUGUUGUAGGUGGGAUUCUAAACAAGCCAGAAAAAGCAAAUUAUGGUUCCUAUGGCAGCUAUAACUUGGCAACAGUGCGUGAAUAUGUAGCAUUUUCCUACUGUAUAUAGCAUUUACUGUGUUGCCAUAACGUGUGUAAUGUCAUGAUGCUGUAGAAACCACAGCUUUGGAUUUUCUGACUUGCUUGUUAACAAUCAUAGCUGUAAUGGUGUGCUGGCUUAUUUAUUUACAUUCAGUUGUAUGUUCUUGUCUUAGAGGAGCCAGUAUCUUUGUUAAGUAGAAGUCUCUAACAUAGUCAUUUCAGAUUAUUCUAUGAUAACUCCUUUGUAGAGAAAAUGACUGAUACUGAGGCAUGUGGGCCCAGAAUGAACACCCCAGUACUGGUAAGAUUCUCCCAAUGCAGCCUUAGAAGGACACUUGCCGGUGCAGUAGGGGCAGGCAAUCAGCUGGGCGCAGCGACCGCGCUGACUGCUGCGUCCCGGACCUCACGCAGGCGGGUGGUCCAGGUGCAGGCUUCCUUAUGCUCGGUAAAGAAUGAUUUGGUUAAGAAAGUGCUUCUGAGGCAGACCCUCCAUACAUAGAGAGAUCCUCUGCUUUCGAGGUGAUUUACGUAUACAUUGGUUACAGAAUUUAAGUCCAGCAGAGAAACGGAUGUCUGGUGUUCCUGACUUUGUUUGUUAGUAAUGGAACAAAUCGUAGUUCGGCAACUCGGACAUGGUUAACACAAGCUUCUCAGAGAACGAAGUGCCUAGAGUAAUUCAGUUUAAGAGAGAAAGGGCUUAGUAGACUGUGUUGUAUAGCUUCUGUUAUUCUUCGAUCAUCUGUGUCAGUAACUGUGUUAAUCUUAUGGAUCGAAAAUCAGAUCUGUAGCGUCAGUCUCUGUGCUACAUGUGAUGGUGCAGUCAAAACUGAAAAUUCAUGUAAAAGGAUUAUUGCAAGAAGCGAGGAUAGCAAAUAUAUAAACUUAAGCUUUUUCUCUUGCUACACUCCUUAUUGUGUAAGAUAUGACUGGAAAUUCUGUGCCUGUUGAUUUUAAGAGUAUUUUCUUUGUGUAAGAUUUUAAAAAAAAACUUAGAAUGAGAAAUUUGGAGGGGGGGGGCACUUUUUUUUUUUGUUUGUGGCUGAGCUAAACAUUUAAAUUGGUUGCUGUUUCUCCCAGUGCUCCAGCGUUACGCUACGCUGGUAAUGAUCUCAUUCAUUGCUUGAAAAAGAGGCUGAGAAUAAUUCAGGCUGUCUAGAAUGUAAGGCCUCUUAUGUUCACGCAGUGAGCAGUCGCGCGCAUCUUUUCAGCGGUUACUGGCUUAGGACCGAAGCCCUCCUCGUCCUUCAGUGCUGCGCUGAAUGCUGUCGGUAGCUCAGAUGGCAGUCCUGGGAAACUGUCGAGCAGCAAACUUGAGGAGAAGGAGCGGGCGACAGCUACGAAGUUGCUGUAAAAGCAGUCGGUGAUUCUGUCAUGGUGAAAAUGACGUCAGAGCAGCCUCUGGAAAAGCGGAGCAGGGACCGACUGUGGUUCCGAGUGUUCCCUGUGCUUUUCCUUGAUACAGUAAGUUACCAGAAAGCAUUAGUCGCCUUCCUGCAUUCAGAGUUUUCGGAUAAUCUGUAAAGGUAACCUGUCGGCAGUACUGCAAGCUGCACGGGACUAUUUUCACCUUCAAAUAACUGAUGUCUGUGCCUUACGUGAUUCCUUCAAUGCAAUUUAAGUGUUUACUAAUGCCUUUUGUGAGCCUGUUGCUUAUAGAACUAUUACAUCACAACAGCAGCAAGCACUUUUUUUUUUUACACAGUGUUAUUCAAAAAGAGUUUUAUUUUUGUCAUGUAUAAAUUUGUACACAGAAUUAUUGUUUUAUUUGACACAAUAUAUAAUUUUUAAUACAAACGUUUGCAUCUGA